Molecule: messenger RNA, 1413 nt
Organism: Octopus sinensis (East Asian common octopus)
Lineage: Eukaryota; Metazoa; Mollusca; Cephalopoda; Octopoda; Octopodidae
Product: HIG1 domain family member 1A, mitochondrial
Exons: 3
Coding region: 16-363 (115 amino acids)
Biological process (GO): mitochondrial respirasome assembly
Cellular component (GO): mitochondrion
Source: RefSeq, a predicted model, not a curated record
CCUGAUUAUAAACAAAUGCACCAAGGAGAUAAAGAUUUAUUUCAAGCAGAGCAAGACCAGGUAGCUGACUGUAUGAUGGCAGGAAAUAAUAAAGAAAUUCCAACAUUUGAAGAAGAUAAUGAGUCCAAGUUAUUGCGGAAGAUAAGAGAGGCUCCAUUUAUGCCUGUUGGAAUUGCUGGUUGUAUAGGUGCUGUUGCAUAUGGAAUUUAUAAUUACAAAAACCGUGGGAAAAUGUCUACUUCAGUAUACCUAAUGCACUUGAGAGUGAAAGCCCAGGGAAUGGUAGUUGGUGCUCUAACAAUUGGUGUUGCUAUUAACAUCAUGCAAAAGAUCUGGAAAAAAAAAGAGGAAGAAGAAAAAUGACUACUGCUGAAUUUUAAGUUAAUAAAUUUUCUAUUUAUGUAUUGUUAGUAGUUUCAUAAAGAAAACUGUUUUAAAAAAAGGUGUUCUUGUCCAAAAGCAAUUAGUUGAGUCAUUACUCGUUGUCCCAUAAAACAAUUUUUGUUUUGUCAUUUCACAUAAAUGACAUUUGUUAAAAUUAUGAAUAGUACCAAAAAACAUUUAUUUUAUUUUAUUUCAAUUUGACUAUUAAAAUUUUUUUUUAUAUAUUUCUUAUCAUUUUAUUUAUUUAACUCUAUUAUAAAAAUUAUAUUUUAAAUUUAUUUAUGAACGCUAAAAGUCCAAUUCCAUAAUGAUGUAAUUAAUCUUGAUUAGAGAAAAUAUAAUCAUUUGAAAGAUAUUUUCUUUUGAAGAUUUAUGAAAUCGUUGCAGCUUUGUCAGAUAUUGAAUCUUGAAAUAAAUAUGGUUUGGAAGUGGUGAAAAGUUAUAUCAAAUACACUGGUUCCAACAAUCAAAGAAGGAUUGUUUAUCUACUAACUGAAUUGUGUCCUUCUCUGAAGGUUUUCCUGUUUGUGCCGCUAUAUAUCAUACAUCCGUAUGGUAAAAGCUAUCAUCUAAUAGAAAAUUGAUUGUUUGGGAACAUUGCAUACCAAACAAUUAAUACAAACCACCGUUUACUGAAUCUUGCAGUGAAACGCACAUAUUCAGUCUAUAUCUGAUUGAAGCUAACUCUAUUGGGGUGGGGGGUGGGGAGAAGAUGCUCUGCCAAAAUUGCUAGAGGGGGAAGAAAAUAUCAAACCUGUCCUUUCCUCAUGUUUUAAAAUUCACCAUUACCCAAAGAUAUACAUAUAUAAUAUUUCGAGACAAUCUUGUUUAUAAUAUGAGGCUCUUAGAGAAUUUAUUUUUCUUGAUAUAUUUCAACCAGUGGGAUCUUCAGAUGUACUUUUUACAAAUUUCGAACACUGAUCUUAUUUUAUAUUUCAAAUAUAUUUUUUGAAGUCCAAUGUCUGACCAAUCUCAGUUCUUACUCUGACAAAUAGUAAACUGUGUAUUAAACAUAAAUUCGAAAGUUAA